Messenger RNA from Trichomonas vaginalis G3, 438 nucleotides. Its product is annotated as organellar and viral DNA polymerase type B. Lineage: Eukaryota; Parabasalia; Trichomonadida; Trichomonadidae. Bases 1 to 438 code for a protein of 145 amino acids. The transcript has a single exon. The record is from RefSeq and is a predicted model, not a curated record.
AUGUAUCGGAAGUUGUCUAAGUUAGAACACUCGGAAAUAAAACAACUUCUUACAGAAGCUAAUAUAGAUGUUGCAAAGCAUUACGCAACAAACAAAAAGGCACUCGCUGACAUCCUCAAUGACUACAAUGGUGAAAUAACUUAUGAUAGAAUUCAUGAGUUCAUAAAGCCGCAACGCGGCGAGGACGAAGUCCAUGCAAGAGCAUUUCCUUUAAAUGACGUUGCUAUUGACUUAUAUCAUAGACGUUCAGUACCUCAUGAAGUAAGAAGAGAAAUGUUUGACAUAACAAAUGCAAACGUUGGUCAUACUCGUAAAGCUCUUUCGCAUGAUGUUCGUCAAGAGAUGUUUGACAUAACAAAUGCAAACGUUGGUGAAACACGAAAGAGAGACGACACACUGAAACAACAGAGGAGAGAGAGAUGUUUAAAAGUGCUAUAG